Messenger RNA from Racocetra persica, 193 nucleotides. The record is from the annotation of a GenBank genome assembly. Lineage: Eukaryota; Fungi; Glomeromycota; Glomeromycetes; Diversisporales; Gigasporaceae.
AUGAUCCGAAAUUUUGUCUUGUUAUUCGUUUUCUUGGCCGCAUUUUCUAUGGUCAAUGUUUUCCCAUAUCAUUUGACUAAAAAGGCCACUCAAUUUGGGCAAUGUCCGGUGCUAUUUAACCCACCACCAUAUACUACAAUAAUCAGUGAUGUAAAACUUACUCCAAAAACUAAUUCUCAACUCGAGGUUAAUG